Messenger RNA from Rotaria sordida, 1806 nucleotides. NCBI's taxonomy places the organism in Eukaryota, Metazoa, Rotifera, Eurotatoria, Philodinida, Philodinidae. The record is from the annotation of a GenBank genome assembly.
AUGUCAAAUACUCCUCCACCAGAAUAUCAAGACAUAGAAAAUGAAAAUUCAAUACAUGAUCAAAAUAUACAUGGUCAAGAUAAUCCAGUAUUUUUAACAGAUGAUAUUAAUGUUAAUAUAAAACAAUUUAAAAAAUAUGGAAAACGUAAAAAUAAAUUACAAGUAUCAUUUCGUAAAGAUAGUUCAGCAGUUGAAAUUAAUCCAUCCGAUGAUUCUUUACCAUCAAAUGAUGAUAAUAAUAAUAAUAAUAAUCAAAAUGAACAAUCAUCUUAUGAAGAAGUAGCUGCAAAUGUUUCGAAUACAGAUGAUCCAAAUAUGUCAGUUUUAACAUUUCGUUCAUGGUUUCUUGGAUUAAUAUUUACUUGUAUUCUUUCAUUUGUUAAUCAAUUUUUUUUCUAUAGAACAUCACCAUUAAGUGUUGGUGCUCUUGUUGCUCAAUUACUUUCACAUCCACUUGGUAAACUUAUGGCAAAAAUAUUACCACGUAGAAAAUUUAAAAUUUUUCGAUGGAAUUUUACAUUUAAUCCAGGUCCAUUUACUGUUAAAGAACAUUGUAUUAUAACAACAAUGGCUACUACUGCAACUGGUAUCGCUUAUGCAAUUGAUGUAAUUACUAUUCAACAAUUAUUUUAUAAACGAACAGUAAAUUUUGGUAUUGGCGUUAUUUUUGUUAUAACAUCACAAAUUAUAGGAUAUGGAAUGGCUGGUAUAAUGAGAAAAUUUCUUGUUUGGCCAGCAUCUAUGAUUUGGCCAGCAAAUCUUGUUUAUUGUGCACUUUUUCAAACUUUACAUAAUGAUAAAGAUACUGAAGAUGAUAAUGAAAGAUCACGUUGGACAAUGUCUCGUUUAAAAUUUUUCUGUUUAGGAUUUCUUUUUCAAUUUUUAUGGUAUUGGUUUCCUGGUUAUAUAUUUCCAGUUUUAUCAGUUUUUUCUUGGAUUUGUAUGAUUAAACCUGAUAAUAUUCUUCUUUCUCAAAUUACUGGUAUUUAUGGAUUAGGAAUUGGUUCAAUUGAAUUAGAUUGGAAUGCAUGGGUAUCAUUUCUUGGUUCACCUAUUGUUGUACCAUUUUGGGCUCAAGUUAAUAUUCUUGUUGGUUUUGUUGUCUUAGCAUGGAUAAUAACACCAAUUGCAUAUUAUAACAAUCUAUGGAAUUCAAAAGCUUUACCAAUUGUUAGUGUUCGAGUAUUUACUGAAGAUGGAGAUUUUUAUAAUGUUUCUGCUGUACUCAAUUCAAAUCUUCGUUUAAAUGAAACUGCCUAUAAACAAUAUGGUGAACUUCGAAUGACACCAAUGUUUGCUUUUUCUUAUGGUAUAUCGUUUGCUGGAAUUGCUGCAGUUAUUGUUCAUACCAUACUAUAUCAUGGUAAAACGAUUCUAAAACAAUUUCGAUCAUCUUUAAAAGAUAAUGCUGGAGAUAUUCACGCUAAACUUAUGUCUCAUUAUAAAGAAGCACCAGAAUGGUGGUAUACUAUUGUGUUUGCUGUGGCAUUUAUUUUAGCGGCAAUUGUUUGUCAUUAUGGUGAAUUAAUGCCAUGGUAUUAUCUUUUUCUUGCUGUUGCUAUUGCAUUUUUUUUUCUUUUACCGACGGGAAUCGUUCAAGCUGUAACAAAUCAAUCGAUUGGACUUAAUGUUAUUACUGAAUUCAUAAUUGGUGUAGCGAGGCCUGGUGAUCCAUUAGCAAAUGUUACAUUUAAAACAUAUGGAUAUAUUACUCAAUCUCAAGCAUUAUUUCUUAUAUCUGAUUUAAAAUUAGGUCAUUAUAUGAAAGUAAUAUUUAUAACUGUUUCUUAUGUUUCUUUUUUUUUU